AUGUCUCACUCCCACUCACCCGACCUGAGUACCUUCGACGGCAUCUACACCCAUCUAACAACCACAUACCACUACCCCGUCCUCCCCAGCCCAUCUCUCUCACCCCACGAGAAAAGCUUAACACAUUCCAUCUCCUGUCUCUCCAUCCACCCAACGCUGGAAGCCCUCCUGCACAUCCUCAACGCCGACCUCACGAGCGCGCACUUCCUCUGCCGCCACAUGCAGAACGAGCCGGCUUGGGAGGCCAUGUACAUACACGGCCUCCUGCACCGCGUCGAGGGCGACUAUCGCAACGCGGAGGCGUGGUACGGGAAUGUCGCGGACUCGGAGGUGUUCCGGAGCUGUUGGCCCGGGCCGGGAGGGUCGGAGGAGGCGAGGGGUUUCAUUCGGAGGGUGGAGGCGUUGAGGAAGGAAAAGAUUGGGGACGAGAAGAAGCUGGAGGAGGAUAGUAAGAGGGAGAUUGAGAGGUUGGUAGAGUGGUGUAGGGAUAAGUUUGGGAUUGGCAAGGUAGAGGAUGCGAGGAGUGUGUGGGUUGAGCCUAGUGAGGAGCAUCGACAGAUGGCGGCCAAGAUGGUUGUGGGUGGGGAGGGGUGGCGUCAGUUUUGA
Molecule: messenger RNA, 606 nt
Organism: Anthostomella pinea
Lineage: Eukaryota; Fungi; Ascomycota; Sordariomycetes; Xylariales; Xylariaceae
Source: the annotation of a GenBank genome assembly